AUGACAUUUCGUUCCAGGGUCACGAAGGCCACGUUUUCUGCUGUGGUAUUAGUCACUGCAUUAGAUUCCAUAGAAAGCCUAAUGGUUGACGUCAGCCAGCCGGAGUUACCACCAUGUGUUGAUGUUUUCGAGGGUUCGUUCGCCGAUGGAGGGGCAUAUAGGAUGAUCCAUUCAAGCGAUGAUCGAAUCACAGCGGUGUCCUACGGGCGCCAGAUAUUGAACGCGCACGGAGCACACAUAGGCCCUAUAUACGAUGUUUAUAUUCAAGAUUAUCGACGUGGUAACAGUAGGAUUAUUGCAACAAGCACUUUUACGGGUGACAAUGGUGAAUUUUUAAAUACAUACCAUUGCAACGUAAUAGGAGACCAAUGCGCUCAUACAAACCGUCACGUGAAAAAUAUUUUCCAAAAAAGCGCUGUAUAUUUACGUCUAGACAUCACGAAGCAGAAGUGUCAUCCAUUUAUAGCUUAUGCUGAAACGAAUGAUCAGUAUACGCAGUACGAAUGGUACCUUAUUAAGCGCCCGCGGGGCGGCGAAGUGACUCACCCAGCCGGACGAUUAGUAGUUCGUUUUGACCGAUUCCAUAUAUCACCCAUUUUAAACAUCGACACGGUAUUUCACGAUAAAAAUCUACCUCCAUCGUCGCUAAGUUCCCAUUGCGCUAAACUCCUUCUUGUACCUGAAAGCAAUGAUAUUACUAUAUGGUUCCAGCAUGGCGUCAGUUACUCAAAGUGCCUUUUGCGUAUACCACCAAUCGAAGAUGGCAUUUUUAAACCAAAAAAUAUAGUCAUUUGGCCUCGAAUAAUCUACGAUGGCCCCAAUCCGCUUUUUUUGCAUCACUCUACUUAUAUAAACAUAGACAUUUCUAAGAUCGAAACAUAUAAUGAAGGGAUUAUAGUUUUAGCAAAUCUAAAAAGGGGUGAUUGGUUAUACACCCAGUAUAGCCUUGUGCCAAUAGAAGGCCAAAUAUAUAAGUGGGUUAGGGUCACGAAUUCGAAAGAAAGCCUCGAGUUAUACCGAGUAGUUCGUGAUGAUGAAUGCAUUACACAUGUCGAAGUGUUUGAUUAUAUAACCCAUGGAUGGCAAUAUGUCGUUGUUAACAUUGAUAAAGCGGAUGCAACAGGGACUGUUAAUUUUCAAAUGCUAUACCUGCGUCAGUCCGGUGAAAAUGGUGUCAAAUAUUUCCAUCUUGGUUAUGAAUGGUUACAACCAUGUAUUAACAUGUUAUACAACAUCAACGUUGUCCCAUCAAGUGAGAGUGACCAAGAAUACACCGACGUUAUGAUCGAUGCCAUGCACUGCCCAUCAAACCUUAUUACUCUCUGA
Molecule: messenger RNA, 1326 nt
Organism: Babesia sp. Xinjiang
Lineage: Eukaryota; Apicomplexa; Aconoidasida; Piroplasmida; Babesiidae
Exons: 1
Coding region: 1-1326 (441 amino acids)
Source: RefSeq, a predicted model, not a curated record